CUGGGUUGCCAAGAAGAAGAAGCUGACCAAGCGAAGCAGGCGAACAGAGGAAAGACAGCAAGCAAGCACAGCACAGGGACGAUGUGGCACACGAGAGCAGCGAGGCCGCCAUGGGUGGAGACACCCCGUGAUCGCGCACAGGACACAGCAAAGCUGCAAGUCUCCGGCAGACCUUCCACAAUGGAGCGCAGAGCACAGUCUCCCAGGAAGCAAGACUAUCGGCGAAAGGUGUCGCAGCCUGACUCGGCAGAAGGCAGGAAUCCAUAUGGAGAAGAGGCUGUGCAACAGGAGAUUGCGAAUCUGGAGGCGCAAGCACAGCUGCUGGAGCGCGCUGGGGAGGCGGCGGAGAAGAAGCGAGACUUUGCAUCGGCAGAGAAACACUUCCUCGAAGCCGCACGGCUCAUGGGCGAGGCGCAGGGGCUUAAGCGGCGAUCGUUCAACCCGUCCGCAGAGGAAACCACAUCGUACAAGAAGCGAGGAGGCCGCGGAGGAAGAGGCGGAGCACACCAUGCGCACACACAGGGCGCAAGAGGAAGGGGGUGGAACAGCCACGAUGGCGCUGACGACAAUGAGCGAGAUGACGAGGUCAUCCGCGGCCGCCGUGGCCGUGGUGGCACUGGCGGUGGUGGACAUCACCAGCAGCAGCGGCAUCGCGAUGACCAAGAUGACGAGGACGACGAAUACGCAGAGGAAGACGACGACGUCGACCAACUGGACUACAAGUUGAAUCGCACCCUUGGCAAGACACUCAUGUCACAUCGCGAUAUGCACACACGCCGCGAAAUCGUGUCGGCUGACCAACAGCUGCUGGAUGUGCUUGGCUGGUCGGAGGCGAAGCGAGAACGCAUGCUUAGCGCGUUCCGGGCCAUCACAUCAUCUCCCCACAUGACCUUCCACCACUUUGCCGCAUUUCUCUCCACGCAAGGCGUGUCCCUCAAGUUUGCUGUUCCGCUCUUCCGCGCGUUUGAUCGCAGGCAGCACGGCACGUGGCUGUCGGAUGGAGACUUUCUUAUUGGCAUUGGUGCGUGCGCGCGCAACACGCCCCACUCUGGCGGGUGGCUGCGCGUGCGGCUUGGCUUUAUCUUCCGCUACUUCUCCAGCAACGGCAAGACCAUGACCGCCGACCAGCUGCAGACAUUCGUGGACGAGUGCUGUGCUGCUGAUCCACGCAUCACGCUGCGCCUCCCUAACCCGCCGGGCGCAACCCAGCGCGUGCACAUGAGCCGGUCGAUGGCUGCCAAGCAGACGGUGACGCCUGCGCGGCUGGUGGAGCACCUGAUGGGCGGACGACACGCGAUGUCGCAGUCGGAGUUUGUGUCGCUCGGUCUCAACCGCUCGCUUCCAGACUGCACCAACGUCUGCCGUUUCAACCUUGGCGCAUAGUUAGUUGUGCCUGCGUAUCUCCCUGUGUCUGUCUUCGUGUGCUGUACGCCUUCGUGUUCCAUGACGACCUUCACUUGUCUUUUGAAUGUGCUUGCGUGCACACAAACCUUGCACCUUCGUCAUCCGUUACAACACCCCC
This is a messenger RNA of Salpingoeca rosetta, 1522 nucleotides long. RefSeq lists its product as uncharacterized. The record is from RefSeq and is a predicted model, not a curated record. NCBI's taxonomy places the organism in Eukaryota, Choanoflagellata, Craspedida, Salpingoecidae. The transcript is spliced from 5 exons. Bases 82 to 1383 code for a protein of 433 amino acids.